Molecule: messenger RNA, 2458 nt
Organism: Perca fluviatilis (European perch)
Lineage: Eukaryota; Metazoa; Chordata; Actinopteri; Perciformes; Percidae
Exons: 2
Coding region: 107-940 (277 amino acids)
Biological process (GO): DNA integration
Molecular function (GO): nucleic acid binding
Source: RefSeq, a predicted model, not a curated record
CCUCCUGAAGCCUCCAUUUUAUUCUACAGGAGUAGAUUGCUUUGGCCCGUUCCAUGUCAAGAGAGGUCGGGGUACAGACAAGAGAUGGGGAAUAGUUUUCAAGUGUAUGACCACCAGGUGCAUCCACCUAGAUGUGCUGUCCAACAUGGAUACCGACUCGUUCCUUAUGUCACUCAGAAGGUUCGUGGCUAGACGGGGAACUCCCUUCGAGCUUCUCUCUGACUGUGGGACCAACUUCCGCGGAGGGGAGCAUGAGCUCAAAGCGAGUUUUGAGGCCAUGUGCGAAGAGCUGCAGACCCAGAUGGCCAAGCACCAGAUCCGUUUCCAGUUCAACCCACCAAAUGCACCUCACUUUGGUGGAGCCUGGGAGCGGGAGGUAAGAUCCAUUAAGGCUGCACUCUACGUUACUCUGGGAGCACAGACAGUUACCGAAGAAGUCUUGCAGACAGUUCUGAUUGAGGUAGAGGGAAUCCUCAACUCCAAGCCACUGGGCUAUGUGUCGACAGAUGUAGCUGAUGUGGAUCCCGUAACUCCUAACUACCUCCUCAUGGGGCGGCCAAACUCUUCGCUUCCUCAAGUGGUGUACCCUGAAUCUGAGAUUCUCAGUCGGAGAAGGUGGCGGCACAGUCAGGUGUUAGCUGACCAGUUCUGGACCCACUUCAUACGGAACUACUUACCUUUCCUGCAGUCAAGACAGAAAUGGGUGAAGGACACGGAGAACCUCACUGUUGGUACGGUGGUGAUGGUAAUCGACCAAAGGUUACCACGUGCACUGUGGCCUGUGGGACGAGUCACGAAGACCAUUAGGAGUGUCGAUGGUAAAGUGAGGACUGCUGAGGUGCAGGUGGACGAGAGGACCUACACCAGACCAGUAGCCAAGCUCAUUGAGUUGCCUGCCAUCCCAGAGGAUGCCUCGACGACAGCUCCUGGGGAUAGUUGAGCCUUUCUGGGAGAUAAUUUACACUGUAAAUUAUGGGGCGGCUGUGCAAAAGGCUCAAGUGCCGUGAGCAUGGACAGAGCCUGUGCAGAGUGUUCGCUCAGGCCACGCCCCCUUUUUUCCAACAUGUUGAGACAUGCCCUGGCUUGCAGAGGGCUGUCAGUUGAGUUUCAGUUAAUCAGUUAAGUUUUCAGUUGGUGUUUGUGUGCGUCAGUGACCACAAGUAAGUUACAGUUAUAUUAUAUUGUAUAGAUAAGUUAAUAUUCGCAAUUUAUUAUAAAGUUUACAGUAAGUGACAGCCUUUAUCUCCAUUGUAUAGCUUUAUGGCAUUCUUAUUGUAGUUAGCGUUUUCAGGGCAUGUUGAGCACUGUAUAUUUAAGUAAAUAGGGAGUUAUUAGCCUCAAUUGUAUUUAUGUUAGUUAACAUUGAUGUUUAUUUCUGUUUCCUUUAGAACCACACUUACACUGUAAAGUGUCUAAAGAUAUAGUGCCUGUGCAUCUGUAUUUGAAAGUAUAUAUUAAAACCUUCAAGGAAUAUCCCUGCCUUCCGUGUCCUGACUAGACACCCCAUAUCGGUGACUAAGUUUCAUAACCAGUAAGAGUCCCCAUUACACUGUGCGCAACCCCAUGAAGAUGGUGUCAUUGUGGCGUUUCCCUCCCCAGCCAGAAUUAAUUGACGGCAUCUCUGAUCUUCCAUCCCCAAGUACUUUCAGCUCCAUCCCUUUUUUAUAUGGAAGCCAGAGAAUGACUUAAUGGCAAGGCUGAGGAACAACAACACUGUUGCCAAGUUGCCUCUGCAGGUGUUGGUAGACCUUGUGUGAUUGUUGGCAUCACUGGACAGUACUAUCUUUUUUCAACCAGUCUGUGCUGUAAAGUUUGCCAGAAAAGGUGGUAUGCUGACUGUAGCAGUAUGAGUUGAACUCCUAACUACCUGGCGCUCUUUUGACCAAUCACUGCCUCAGGGCCCGGUAUAAAAGCAGCUAGUUGUCCCCCUUCCGCCCUCUCUUGCUCGUUGGUGACGGAAGUCCUCUACACUUCCGGGUCGCUCACUCCGUGAGGUGUUUUGCUGUGCUACAGGUAGGAUAGCGGCUUGGCUGCCUCCACACUCAUUGUCACUGUUAUUUUGUUGCCGUUAUUAUAUACUGAACGCUUUGUAGAUCUUCAGUUGGCGGGUUGUCCUUCACCAUACCGGUUGAACGGCGGUGAAUGAAAAGCGAGUAACACUGAUAGCUGCUGCGGUUUGCAUGCUCGGAGCUGCCUCCCUCUGGGUCUACUAAAACUCUGCUUGAGCGGAACACUGAAGCUGCCGGAGAUCCCUGUUAGCUGCUUAGCACUUCAACUACUGGCUGCUGUUUUGCCGAGGCUGCUGUUUUGCCUAAGAAGGCUUUUGCCGGGAUUGCUGCUGUCCUUUAAAAAUCCUGAGUAUCGUAACUAUUGCUGCACGCCUGUGUUGCCUUUAGGGCUACUGGGCCAAUGUAUAAACCACCUGUUUUUAUAUGAAUGAAUGUAUGUAGCUGAUGGG